UAGAAAAUGAGAUAAGGGAUUGCGUUGAUGGAAAUGCAACGACAAUGGCGAGUGAGAAUGAGGACGAUGAGAAAUUUGUAAUCAAUCUAAACAAAGAUGUUAUUAAACGAGUUGAUGGUGGGAACUUAAUGGAGAUGGAUAAAACCUUUCAACAAUUAAAGACACAUCUAAUUGAUAUGGCUUAUGGUGCAAGUAGUAGUAGUUGUGAUCAAAUUUUGGCUAAAUUUGAGGAGAAUUAUACUACAGUGAAAGGUCUCUUCCUUAGGUCAAGCGGAAAACCUUUGAGAAUGCACGAGGAAGGAACGAAGAAUGACAUGCUCUCAUGCGAGAGAAGUUUGGAAGAUACAAACAAUAUGAAUGUGAAUGAACAUUAUCUUCACACUUUGUCAAAUGAGAAGUUAUGCACCGAGGACUUGAAUGAAAAGAAUGAAGAUGCAUGUGCUACAUCAAUUGAAGUGCAUAUCAUUCCAGACGAAAAUCAAAAUAUUUUACCACUUCCAAUCAAAAGGAGUAGAAGAGAUUAUGGAAAGGAACCAUUACGAGCACUAUGUGGUUAUCCUAAUCAUGUCAUGAAAACACGUUCAUCAAGGGAGAGGAAACCAAGUAAAUUCAAGGUCUCCCCGUUUGUACACAAAUUAAGGAAGAUGGUAAAACGUGAAGCAUCAGAGAUAUCCUCAUCUCUGACCAGUCAUCAAGAAAAUUGUUUAAUGGAAGUUCUCAGGAGGUGUAAGAAGGCAAUAGGAUGGCAAAUAUCUGAUUUGAAAGGCAUUAGUCCUUUAGUUUGUACUCAUCAUAUAUAUAUGGAGGAGGAAGCAAAGCCAAUUCGUCAAUUUCAAAGAAGGUUGAAUCCUCAUCUACAAGAGGUGGUGCGAACUGAGGUGCUAAAGCUACUUCAAGCAGGAAUCAUUUACCCUAUAUCUGAUAGCCCUUGGGUGAGUCCUACUCAAGUGGUACCAAAGAAGUCAGGGAUCAUAGUGAUUCAAAAUGAAAAAGGGGAAGAAAUUACUACACGCCUCACUUCAGGUUGGAGGGUGUGUAUUGAUUAUAGAAAGCUGAAUGCUGUCACCAGGAAAGAUCAUUUUCCAUUGCCAUUUAUUGACCAAGUGUUGGAGAGAGUCUCUGGACAUCCAUUUUAUUGUUUCUUGGAUGGGUAUUCAGGGUAUUUUCAGAUUGAAAUUGAUUUGGCAGAUCAGGAAAAAACCACUUUUACAUGUCCAUUUGGAACAUUUCCUUAUAGAAGAAUGCCUUUUGGUUUAUGCAAUGCACCUGCUACAUUUCAAAGAUGUAUGUUGAGUAUUUUCAGUGAUAUGGUGGAGAGAAUUAUGGAGGUUUUCAUGGAUGACAUCACCGUAUAUGGAGGUACAUUCGAGGAGUGCUUGGUUAAUUUGGAAGCAGUUCUUCAUAGAUUUGAUAAAGCAAAGGUGGAGCUUAUUGCCAAAUUACCAUCUCCAACAACUGUAAAAGGAGUAAGGCAGUUCCUUGGCCAUGCAGGGUUCUAUAGGAGGUUUAUAAAAGGUUUUUCAAGUCUUUCAAAACCUCUUUGUGAGCUGUUAGCUAAGGAUACUAAGUUUAUAUGGGAUGAAAGGUGUCAGCAUAGCUUUGAUCAACUGAAGAAAUUUUUAACAACAACUCCAAUAGUUAGAGCCCCUAACUGGCAAUUACCUUUUGAACUGAUGUGUGAUGCCAGUGACUUUGCUAUAGGAGCUGUGCUUGGCCAAAGAGAAGAUGGGAAGCCCUAUGUGAUUUACUAUGCAAGUAAAACACUAAAUGAAGCUCAGAGGAACUACACAACUACAGAGAAAGAAUUGUUAGCUGUGGUAUUUGCUUUAGACAAAUUUCGAGCUUAUUUAGUGGGGUCUUUCAUUAUUGUCUUCACUGACCAUUCAGCCCUAAAGUAUUUAUUGACAAAGCAAGAUGCAAAAGCAAGGUUGAUUAGAUGGAUUCUUUUGUUACAAGAAUUCGAUCUUCAAAUCAAAGAUAAGAAAUGAGUGGAGAAUGUAGUAGCUGACCACUUGUCAAGGUUAGUUAUAGCACAUAAUUCCCAUCUCUUACCUAUCAAUGAUGAUUUUCCUGAAGAAUCACUCAUGUUCCUAGUGAAAACUCCUUGGUAUGCUCAUAUUGCUAAUUAUUUAGUGACUGGUGAAAUUCCAAGUGAGUGGAAUGCACAGGACAGGAAGCACUUCUUCGCCAAAAUUCAUUCUUAUUAUUGGGAAGAGCCCUUUCUCUUUAAGUAUUGUGCAGAUCAGAUUAUUAGGAAGUGUGUCCCUGAAGAUGAGAGUUGUGAUAGAUGCCAAAGGCUUGGAAAGCUAACAAAAAGAAAUCAAAUGCCUAUGAACCCCAUUCUGAUAGUUGAGAUAUUUGAUGUAUGGGGCAUUGGCUUCAUGGGACCUUUCCCAAUGUCUUUUGGUAAUUCUUACAUCUUGGUGGGGGUGGAUUAUGUUUCUAAAUGGGUUGAGGCAAUCCCCUGUAAGCAAAAUGAUCACAGGGUGGUUCUCAAGUUUCUUAAAGAGAACAUUUUCUCAAGAUUUGGGGUGCCCAAAGCUAUAAUCAGUGAUGGAGGUGCUCAUUUUUGCAACAAACCUUUUGAAGCCCUGUUAUCCAAGUAUGGAGUGAAGCAUAAGGUGGCCACACCUUAUCAUCCUCAGACUUCCGGGCAAGUUGAGCUAGCUAACAGGGAAAUAAAGAACAUCUUGAUGAAAGUGGUGAAUUCCAACAGAAAAGAUUGGUCUAUUAGGCUUCAUGAUUCAUUGUGGGCAUAUAGAACAGCUUAUAAGACUAUUCUUGGGAUGUCUCCUUAUCGUCUUGUUUAUGUGAGCCACGCCGUCCGAGCCUCCGGUCAUCCUCUCAAAUCAUCAACGUCGGCCAAAGUUUCAGUAUCCCAAAAUGGCGCGAACGCGAGGAGCUAA
Messenger RNA from Vitis vinifera (wine grape), 2906 nucleotides. RefSeq names its product transposon Tf2-1 polyprotein. The record is from RefSeq and is a predicted model, not a curated record. The transcript has 7 exons. Gene Ontology annotation, molecular function: nucleic acid binding. Gene Ontology annotation, biological process: DNA integration. Lineage: Eukaryota; Viridiplantae; Streptophyta; Magnoliopsida; Vitales; Vitaceae.